Messenger RNA from Zonotrichia albicollis (white-throated sparrow), 1048 nucleotides. RefSeq names its product mitochondrial ribosomal protein L32 (gene MRPL32). Gene Ontology annotation, cellular component: mitochondrial large ribosomal subunit. The record is from RefSeq and is a predicted model, not a curated record. Gene Ontology annotation, biological process: translation. NCBI's taxonomy places the organism in Eukaryota, Metazoa, Chordata, Aves, Passeriformes, Passerellidae. Gene Ontology annotation, molecular function: structural constituent of ribosome.
GGUCGCCUCCCCCGCGGGCUCGGCUGGGCCGUCUGGGCUUAUGGCGGUGCUGGUCCUGGUCCGCUCUCCUUUGCCGCGGCUUCGCGCUCUGCUGCAGCGCUGCUGGGGGCGGCUGGAGCGCGGCCUCUGGCCGGGAAUCUUCGGGGGCCAUAGCCCGCCCUGGGGACCAGCACUCGCUGUGCAAGGUGCGGCCCUUGUUCCACAAGGGAUCGGUGAUGCUGAGGCGCCCAGCCUGCCGGAGAGCGUGGUGUGGAUGGCGGCGCCCAAGCACAGGCGCACCAUCGAGGUGAACCGCUGCAGGCGGAGGAACCCCAACAAGCUCAUAGAAAUAAAGAGGAACAUUGAUGUUUGUCCUGAAUGUGGAAACUUGAAGCAGAAACACGUCCUUUGUGGCUAUUGUUACGCAAAGGUCAAAGAAGAAACUCAACUGAUCCGGAUGGAAAUAAAAAAGAAAGAAGGAGGGCCAUUUAAUGCUCCAACUGUAGAGACUGUUGUCCUUUAUGAAGGAGAAAAACCCACAGAAAAAGAUGAAGGCAAGCGGAUCAUUGAAAGAGCCAGGAAGCGUCCAUCUUGGUUUGUUCAAAAUUGAUGCUAUAGAAUUAAUGGUAGCAAAAGCAGUUGCUGCAGGAAGAGAAUUCAUGAUUUUACAGAAUUUUUUUCUCGUUCACUCAGUGUGAACAGCACUCCUCUGAACUUUUGGGAAGCCUGCUUGAAUUUUUGUUGUGCCAUGUGAUUUUCCAGUCAGGCACUGUUUCUCCAGCAUGCAGUGGGAAAUGCUUCUCAGUGGUGAUACAUCACAGCAGUCAACAGAGACAAAUCAGGAUCUGCCUUGGAUUUGGAUAUCUGUGUACCAUACCCUGAACAAUUUGUAUGCUAAUAUCCUAUGCUAAUUUUGUAAAUAACAUCUUCUAAAUUCACAGAUGUUCAAUAAAGUUUGUUAAGCGUCCCAGGGAAAUUUGCUUUCUGGUUUUGGCUACUGCUCUUUUGGAGGGGGAAAAAUGUUUAAAAGUGAUAUUAUUGAUCAGAAACAAAGGAUAUUUGCAAGGAA